Molecule: messenger RNA, 3560 nt
Organism: Biomphalaria glabrata
Lineage: Eukaryota; Metazoa; Mollusca; Gastropoda; Planorbidae
Product: RAB6A-GEF complex partner protein 2-like
Exons: 10
Coding region: 156-1349 (397 amino acids)
Biological process (GO): retrograde transport, endosome to Golgi
Cellular component (GO): Golgi membrane; Ric1-Rgp1 guanyl-nucleotide exchange factor complex
Source: RefSeq, a predicted model, not a curated record
UCUAGUAUUUUAUAAAUAAUCUAUCUUAUGAUUAUCUAAAUCUAGACUAGAUUCUAGAUCUAAAAAUCUAUGUCUAGUCUAUAGUCUUUAGUCUAUCUACUAGAGUCUACACAUCUAGAUCUUUGUCUAUAGAAAUUAGGGUAUUUCAUAUAAUAAUGUUGGAGGUUGUGGCAAGUCUUAUUCGAGGCCCUGUCUUCUUGGCAGGUGAAACAAUCAACUGUGAAGUGACUUUUACAAACACAUCUCCUGACAAUAACUCUGGGGAUGAGGUCUUAGCAUGGUCAAGUGUCCAGAUAAUUUGUCAAUGUACAGUGAGUGAGUCUAGAGUAAUGCUUCCAAGAAAGAAUGCUCUGUCUACAGAAGAAGUAUCCACUUCAGGAUGUGAAACUUCAUUUGUUCCUAAUCGAGGUUCAUGUAGAUUAAUCAUUUCUGAAGAAGGUGAGAGAGGACUAACUGUUCUUUGUACCAAGCCUAAAAUUUUGUUUUGUGAUUUGAAACUUUCCCCAGGCAUGAAAAGGUCUUACCAGUUUGAAGAAGUCAUCCCAACUGAUGCACCUCCCUCGUUUAGAGGUCAAGCAGUCAAAUAUUCAUAUAAAGUUAUUGUUGGUACUCAGAGGUUGGAAAAAACAACCAAAAUUGUACGAGUUCCUUUUAGAGUCCUAGUCCUUUAUGGUUUAAAUGAUAUAAGUGUAUACAAUGAGAAUGAAGAAAUAUCUCCUAGUAAUCCAUUUUUACAUAACCACAGGAAGGAAAAUUCUGUUCUAGAUGUGGCCCUUCAAGUUAUUUCAACUGUAACGGCUAGAAAAGCUCCACAUUCUUACAAUAUAACCAAUGCCCGAGGUAGAGUAGCAAAGUUCUUACUUUUUAAACAAGCAUAUAAACUUGGUGAAGACAUUGUCGGGAUGUUUGAUUUCAGCGUUGGUACAGUUACUUGUGUUCAGUACUCAGUGACAUUACAAAGUGAGGAGCAAGUCUCAGAAGAAUGUAGGAGAAGGCUCAGCCAAGGCACAGCGGUGACAUCUUAUGUCAAACAUCAGGAAAUGUGUCUACACACUGUCAGAACACACAUGAACAUACCCAUCCCGUUGACUGCAACCCCAGGAUUUAUGACCGAUAUAGUUUGCCAGCGAUGGCGGCUGCACUUUGAAUUUGUCACUUCUUUGGAUGAAAUCAGUGGACCAGACUCCUUACCCAAUGAUGGUGGUGAAAGACAGUGGCAAGGGCCGUCCACUUUGAAUGUAGAAACUAUGGUUUGGGACUUACCUAUCAAAAUUUUCCCAACUAAUCCCAUUCACGCAUCUAGUGUAACAUUGAUGAAAACAACAGCAUCUAUUCAAAUGAACAAUUAGGGUCCAAUGAUAUUUAUAAUAGGGAAAACCUAUAUUAUCAUGUUAAUUAAAAAAUACUCUUUGGUAUUAGUACAGUUCUGUAGCAUAAUGAUAUAUACCAAAGGUGUUUAUUGUUAAAAGAAUUACUUAGAUAAGCAACUAUAGCAGUGAGAUGAUUAUUUUAAAAAUAACUUUAAAUUAAAAAAAAAUGUGUUACUAUUACUAUCUCACAAAUGUCUUUUUUCAUCGACAUAAAUAGAUUAGAAAAUGUAUUACAUACAAUCAUAAAAUCAAAAAGAUAGUUUUAAUGUGAAUAAUAUGGUGCUCUUACCAAAAACAAAAAUAAAUGCACUGAUAAAUUGAAAUAGAAUAAAUGUAAAACAAUUUCUGUAUUAUUUUAUGAAUUCUAAGGUUAGCCAACAAAUGUAAGCUCAUAAUGUUACAUGGAAGGACAUAAGGAUAUUGUUGUCAUACUUUCAAACAUUUUCUAACUAAUGUAUUGAUGUUUUGCAUUGGCUAGAGAAAGAUUAGUAAUGAUGUCCAUCACACUAGCCACUGAAAUACUGUUAGAUGGCUGAAUAACAUUUUAUUUAAAACAAUAUAAAUUCAUUAUGUCGCCAUUUUCUGGCUUGAUUUAAAAUUAUUUUUUAUAGUAAAUCUGGUGUGAAGAAUUGUACCUUUUCUGAUUUAGUUGUGACUUCUCUUUCACCAUGACAGCAAAAUUACUGUAGCUUAGAUUUUUAAGAAAGAUUCAGAUUUUUAAAGUUAAUCAUAACAUGAGGAAUCAAGAAGUUGUCUUUGUGCAAAGAUAAUAUAUUAUAAUUUUUUAGUAUGUUUAUUUGCUUAGGUAGAGUUAAUGUAUCUCAUUCUUUAAUUGUCAUUAGAAUAAAAUACAAGGUUUUCUCUCAUUACAAUUAAAGCAUUUCUAGAAGAAUUAGUUGAAAAAAAUUGAAUCUCUGAAGCUUCUGAGAAUGUUUUGCAGAAUUUAGUUUUUCACAUUUUUUUUCUCCUUUUUAAGUGGAAUGAGUUUAAAUAUAAUAAAACUUGUAUCAGUUAAUGGGACCAAAUUUGACUAAUGCAAUCAAUCUCUUUUGAGUAGAUUAAUAUAUGUACAAUGGCUGUGUAUUGUUUGUUGUCCAAUAUGUUGAUAUUGAACUAUGACUUAAAUUUUUUUUUUUUUGUUUCUAAGUUUAUAAUGUAGGUUUAAUUUUCCUGGUAAUUUUUAUUCAAAUAUUGUUGAUAAGGAGAGGACAUACAGUUUCAUUAUAUUACAUGUUGACCUAUUCUCUUCUAGUAAAUAGAAAGUUUUACUUUGUCAUUGAAUUAGGACUGAAGAUGGUGUUGCAUAGUUUUAUAGACUGAAAUUUAAAAGCAUUUUGAUCUCAGCUGUCAAACCUGCAUACUUUAUGAAAGGGCCAGGUGAAGUCUCAUUCCCAAAAUACCUCUCUAUGGAACACUGCCUGAUCUGGAAACCACUGCAAACGUAAUCUCAGAUAUAAUUAUUUGACCUGUUAAAAAUGAGAAUGUUAAUAAAAAAAAAUCUCCAUUAUAUGGACAACAAUUUAAGCAGGAGAAUUUAAAAUAUAGCUUGAAGUGCUAUAAACCAUGUGAUCUUUUAUUAUCAGAAGACUCAAAAUUUCCAGCAUAAAAGGAUCUGCUUAUCCAGACAAACUGAGAAGAUGUGAUUUGGUUGAAUUGGUCUGUUUUGGUUUUCAUAUUGUCUUUUUUCUUUGUCUUGUGAUUUUUGUCUUGCUUACUUCCACUAACCUCAUUCAGCAACACACACACAAAAUACAGAGCAUUAAAGGUUAGAUUACAUUAUUUCUCUAUGUUAUUCCACAUUAGAGAAUUUGUUAUGUAUAUGUUUUUUUUCCUGUGUAAACAAUUUCUGUUAUCCAGGGCUAUGCACUGCAUUUCCUGAGCCUCCUUAUGUGGCUAUUGAAGCCUAUGUAAGCCCUGAAUAUUCAACUGCACACUGGGCUAACUAUUCCAACUGGAGCCUGUGUGGAUUGCCAUGACUUUCAGCUCUGGCCCAUUUCUUCUGAACGUUUGCUUGUCCUCAGUGAUUUCCUUCAGUUCUCAGAGUGUGUGCCCUGUCAUUUGUUAACCAGUUGACAUUUCCUUCCUCGUGAAUUAUUUAUUGACAGAUAUCAUGAUGAUGUUUUCUUUCUUUAUGGCAUUAAAAAAUAUGUAAUCUGUCUAUGUAAUUAGUAAAUAAACCAAAUAAAUAGA